Messenger RNA from Oryctolagus cuniculus (rabbit), 5434 nucleotides. It is a transcript of the gene IRF2BP2, whose product is annotated as interferon regulatory factor 2 binding protein 2. The record is from RefSeq and is a predicted model, not a curated record. Gene Ontology annotation, cellular component: nucleus. Gene Ontology annotation, molecular function: transcription corepressor activity. NCBI's taxonomy places the organism in Eukaryota, Metazoa, Chordata, Mammalia, Lagomorpha, Leporidae. Gene Ontology annotation, biological process: regulation of transcription by RNA polymerase II.
CGUGCGAGGCUGUCGAAGAAUCAAGUCUGUAGAAGUGGAGCGGCCGCGGCGAGCAGCAGCAGCGACAACCUAGGCGGCGGAGCUGAGGCGGGCUAGGCGCUGACGCGGGCGCUGGAGAGCAGCGACGCCAGGAGCUGUGAGAGAGCGGCAGAGCGACCCGGGGCCCGCGCCGCGCCCGAGCUUCACGCCGCUCGGCCACCGCCGCCGCCUCGGCGCGGCAUGCCCCGCCGCUCGGGCUGAGCCUGCUCCGGCGGCCGCCCCCCGGCCCCGGCCCCCGCCCCCCCCGCGUCCUCCCCGCCCCCCGCCCCGCACUCCGUGCCGGCCACCGCCGCCGCCGCGACCUGCUGCGCUUCCCCGCGUCCGCGCGGCCCGUCUUCGCCCCGGUCUGGAGGCCCGCCGCGGCCCCGGCCGAGCCCCCGCCGCGCCGCCCCGCCGCGCCGCCCGCCCGCGCCCGCCACCGCGCCGGCCGGGGGGACCUGCUGCCGCGGCUGCAGCCCCUCGCGCCGCGCCCGCCGCCCCUCGUGCACCGGGGGCGCUGCGCGGGCGCCGAGCCUUCGCGGGCUUUGCCGCCGCCGCCGCCGCCUCUGCGGCCGCCGCCGCCACUGGUGGGGGAGACGCGGGGUUGGGGGGGGAGGAGGGCUCGCGCGGUGCCGGCGGGGGGCGGCGGGGCCCCCUCCUCCUCCUCCUCCACCUCCACCUCCUCCUCCUCCCCCGGCGCCGCGGGCUCCUCGGACAUGGCCGCGGCGGUGGCGGUGGCGGCCGCGUCCCGGCGGCAGUCGUGCUACCUGUGUGACCUGCCCCGCAUGCCCUGGGCCAUGAUCUGGGACUUCACCGAGCCCGUGUGCCGCGGCUGCGUCAACUACGAGGGCGCCGACCGCGUCGAGUUCGUCAUCGAGACGGCGCGGCAGCUCAAGCGGGCGCACGGCUGCUUCCCGGAGGGCCGCUCCCCGCCCGGCGCCGCGGCCCCGGCCGCCGCCAAGCCGCCGCCGCUCUCGGCCAAGGACAUCCUCCUGCAGCAGCAGCAGCAGCAGCUCGGCCACGGCGGCCCCGAGGCGGCCCCUCGCGCAGCGCAGGCCCUGGAGCGCUACCCUCUGGCGGCCGCGGCGGAGCGACCUCCGCGCCUCGGCUCCGACUUCGGCGGCAGCCGCCCGGCUGCGGGCCUGGCCCAGCCUCCGACGCCGCAGCCGCCGCCUGUGAACGGCAUCCUGGUGCCCAACGGCUUCUCCAAGCUGGAGGAGCCGCCCGAGCUGAACCGCCAGAGCCCGAACGCGCGACGCGGCCACACCGUGCCGCCCACCCUGGUGCCGCUUAUGAACGGCUCCGCCACGCCGCUGCCCGCCGCGCUCGGCCUCAGCGGCCGCGCCGCCGCCUCCCUGGCCGCCGUGUCUGGAGCCGCGGCCGCCGCUGGCCUGGGCUCAGCGCAGCCCGCGGAGCUGGGCGCCCACAAGAGGCCGGCCUCUGUGUCGAGCAGCGCAGCCGUGGACCACGAGCAGCGGGAGGCGGCAGCCAAGGAGAAGCAGCAGCCGCCGCCGCCACCGCCCGCGCACCGGGGCCCGGCCGACAGCUUGUCCACCGCGCCCGGGGCCGCCGAGCUGGGCGCCGAGGGCGCAGGCAAGGGCCGCGGGCCCGGAGAGCAGGACUGGGUCAACAGGCCCAAAACCGUGCGCGACACGCUGCUGGCGCUGCACCAGCACGGCCACUCGGGGCCCUUCGAGAGCAAGUUUAAGAAGGAGCCGGCCCUGACUGCAGGCAGGUUGUUGGGUUUCGAGGCCAACGGGGCCAACGGGUCUAAAGCAGUUGCAAGAACAGCAAGGAAAAGGAAGCCCUCUCCAGAGCCAGAAGGUGAAGUCGGGCCCCCUAAGAUCAAUGGAGAGGCCCAGCCAUGGCUGUCCACGUCCACCGAAGGGCUCAAGAUCCCCAUGACUCCCACGUCCUCUUUUGUGUCUCCACCACCACCCACUGCCUCACCUCAUUCCAACCGGACCACACCGCCUGAAGCGGCACAGAAUGGCCAGUCCCCGAUGGCAGCCCUAAUCUUAGUAGCAGACAAUGCAGGGGGCAGUCAUGCCUCGAAAGAUGCCAACCAGGUUCACUCCACUACCAGGAGGAAUAGCAGCAGUCCACCUUCUCCGUCCUCUAUGAACCAAAGAAGGCUGGGCCCCAGAGAGGUGGGGGGCCAGGGGGCAGGCAGCACAGGAGGACUGGAGCCAGUGCACCCUGCCAGCCUCCCGGACUCCUCUUUGGCAGCCAGUGCCCCGCUGUGCUGUACCCUCUGCCACGAGCGGCUGGAGGACACCCACUUUGUGCAGUGCCCGUCCGUCCCUUCGCACAAGUUCUGCUUCCCUUGCUCCAGACAAAGCAUCAAACAGCAGGGAGCUAGUGGAGAGGUCUAUUGUCCCAGUGGGGAAAAAUGCCCUCUUGUGGGCUCCAAUGUCCCCUGGGCCUUUAUGCAGGGGGAAAUUGCAACCAUCCUUGCUGGAGAUGUGAAAGUGAAAAAAGAGAGAGACUCGUGACUUUUCGGUUUCAGAAAAACCCAAUGAUUAUCCUUAACUAAAACUGCUUGAAUUGUAUAUAUAUCUCCAUAUAUAUAUAUAUCCAAGACAAGGGAAAUGUAGACUUCAUAAACAUGGCUGUAUAAUUUUGAUUUUUUUGAAUACAUUGUGUUUCUAUAUUUUUUUGACGACAAAAGGUAUGUACUUAUAAAGGCAUUUUCUUCUUUUGUUAACGUUAUUAGCAUAUCUUUGUGCUUUAUUAUCCUGGUGACAGUUACCGUUCUAUAGGCUGUGACUUGCGCGCUGCUUUUUUAGAGCACUUGGCAAAUCAGAAAUGCUUCUAGCUGUAUUUGUAUGCACUUAUUUUAAAAAGAAAAAAAAAAGCCAAAUACAUUUUCUGACAUUGUAAGAUUGCCUUACUGUCUGUUAUUCCUUAUUGCUGGCCCCCUUCUCAGGCCGGAGGCCAGUUGGUGGAGAAGGAAAGGAGAUGAGUGAUGAAAGGGGCACUGUUGGCAAGUGGGCAUGCCACUGGAAACAUCACCAGGUUACCCCAAAACGUCGUCCUCUCAGAGGAAUAGGCAAAUGGAUUUUUAAUCUCUCUGUUUUGUUCUUAAAGUUCAGUUCUUGGGAUAUCGAUGACAGUCUGAGAGGUGUUGCUGAGAGAUUUUUAGGAUUGUGUGGCUUUUGGGGGUGAGGGGUAGUUUUUUUUUUUUUUUUUUUUUUUUUUUUUUUAAGGCAAAGUUGACCGCUGUUCACUGUCCACGUGAUCAGUUGUAAGAUUACAAUGCUGCAUGCUAGUUGGUUACAUAAUACACAGUUCCAGUGAUGGGAGGCGGUUAGAAUGGAUGGUGGUGUGCACAAGAUGGCACUGCCAUCUUUGAGCAGAGCCUGGCUCUGCAGCGCCACUUCAUCUCUAAACACCCUAGAGCUCUGUUUGUUGUUGCUGUUGUUUCCUUUGAAGGAGUCCUGAGAGAAGUUACAGUCCAGGUGAACUUGGAGAUUGUGGGAUUGGUUUUGUUUCUGUUUUGUGUUUUGUUUUGUUUUUUUAUCAUUUACCUGUAGUGCUAUUGCUGUUGAUACUAUCACCUACACCCUGUUUCUAGUGAGUGCUAAAUACAGUAUGGUACAAUGACAGUAACAGCCGCCGUGGUGCUGCCAGGACUGCCCGUGGGCAUAUCAGUGACAGCCCGAAUGUGGGUGGAGGAAGCCUGUAAUUUCCUUCUUACAUGUAUUUGAAAUAUCAACUGAAUAAUACUGUUCUGGGGGAAAAAGUGAUAAACUAGUGAAAAUGAAAGAAAUUAAGGGUUUUUACAUAAUAGACAGGCCCCACCUCUCAAACUAUUUUUAGAAGCCUUUUGUAAACUAAUUUCUUUUGAUCACUAUUUUGCAUCAGUAAAAUGAUUUUUUAAACCAAUAAAUCAUCAGUUACUAGAAAUAGUUGUCUCACAGUGAUACUGGUUUUUCUUUUGUGCUGUUAUGAUUUAACAUUGACAGGAACACUUAAAUCCUUAGGUUCAGGUGUUUGUAACUUGGCCUUCUAAUUAGGCUGGAUCAUGGUUUCUAGGUCUACUACAGUUUAUGUGUAUCAUUCAGAGACUAACUUCUGUUUCAAGUUGAAAACAGGUUAUUAUUACAAACCUUGAGUUCUUUUUUAGUUACAUGUUUAUCUUUUUUUUUUAAUUUGCUAAAAUAUUUUUUAAUGGUCAAGUUACUAACACUUGCAAAUCAGAUACUGCACCAAAUACAGUAUUUUCUCGUAGUGUUUUUAAUGAGUGCACCUAUUGAUGCCGUGCAAAUUCAUGUUACCGGUCAUUGUUAUAUUAACAGACAGACUUGCAUGAGUAGCCAGUUUGUUGUUACACCUUCUGUUUUUAAAAUUGGAGUAUAUAUGAUUCAGAUCAGACUGGUCUCUUUUAUGUGAAUACACACAUGCAAAAACACAGAGUCAGUUUUACAUACCCGUAAAGACAUUUGUAAAGAAUUCAACUGUCAUGGUCUGUUGUGUAAGUGUGUAUCUAGGCACUUUAUUAUAAACUGGAAUUUGACCUCAUAGAUGUUACGACUUGAUCAGUCAUUUGACCUAAUUUGUGGUAGCUGUCUGUAUGUUUUGCAAUCUUAAUACAGAUAAGCUUUCCCAAAAGAUCAAUAAAGAACCCUCCUGCUUGUUACGGAUAAGUCUUCCAGCUGUGGAAAAGGACGCCUGUGUUUCUCUGUGCUGUUGUUGUAGGUGGAGAAUAUGCACCGCUUCAAAGGGCUGCUUAUUAAAGUUACUGCUGUUAAAAAAUAAGAUUUGCAGGAGUUGGGACUGGCCUUCGGGUGGCCUUCGUGGAAGGCUUGAGGCUGCGAAGCGUUGAUCUGGGUUCUCUGGCGUUCUCUUAACGUUAAAAAGUUAACACUGGGACAUGGGUUUGAUCUUUUGUUGUACCUGAUGACAGUGCAGAGAUCCUCCACAGCUGGAUGAAAACGUCAGAAAGCUACUUACUGUACGUGGGCAGUAUCAGAUUUCAGAUCCUAGUAUUUCAGCUGUGCUUUUAAUACUCAAGAAUAUUAGGGGAUGGGGUGUUGAGGCUUUCCCUUUUUUGCUUUAAUGAUUUAUAGAACUUAACAGAUGUACUGUCUUUCAUGUGGCCUCACAGUUAAAGUUAUGAAAACGUACACAUACAUGGUUUACAACUUUUACUAUAUACCUUUCCUUGGCCACCAAGUAUUUUAAAAGUGUGCCACCUUUUAACCUUUACUUUUUUUAAGUUGAAGGUGAUACUUUUUCUAUAUAUGAUGAAACUCAUGUCAACUGAAGUGAGUGUAAUCUCAGAUAUCAACAUUAUUAUAUUUUAAAAUCACGCUAUGGAAAUAUCACCUGCAUUCUGUCAUUUGUCAGAUUUACAGUACCUUUUUUUCUUUAACUUUUAGCAUUAAAUAAAAAUAAAAUUGGGAGCACUGAA